AAGGGAGCCGGAAAAUGACCUGCUGGCUAGAUGUUUCAUCCAACAUGGUUAUCUCGCCGACACUCCAAGCUCGUCAAUCAUAGUUGAUCGCAAAGCUCUAUUGGAUAACGUUAAGACUUUGUUAGAGAGGGGCGCCAAUCCUAACAUGACUAUCUGCACUUACCAGAUAAGCGAGACCAUAGCCCACCGGAUCCUCGGGAGCGAGGAUAUGAGCGACUUUAUUGAAGGAACAUACACGGAUAUCUGCGGAACGGCUCAAGCAUCAGGUGAAGGGACAGAUAUCGCCACGCUGCAAGGUCCCGAGCUGAGGUCGAUAAUUACUCCAUUCAUUAGGAGUGUUGAACUGGGCGAUAUCGACAUGAUAGUACUCCUUCUCAGACAUGGCUUGCGCUUUAGCAGUCUUAUCGCUCAUUUCGAAGUCAAGAUCUGGGUUUCGGAUUCCAAGGAAGGGUUCUCCUCCGCCGUGCUGAGGAUUCAGCUAGUGCGUGAGUUUGUCUCAAGCUUUGACAUUUCGACAGAUUCCUCUGUCUGUCAAUGGGCUGUCUGCCAUCUCACAGAGACACUGGUGUCGCUCAAGUCCCACCUCAACUUAUCAUGGAAAGGUCAUACGUUUUACGACCAGUUGUCAAAAAGGAUGCAGGAUAGACGCAUGGAAUUUUCUGCUGUGCCGCGACAAGUGAUAGACCUUGUCAAGGAGCAGCCGCAUUUGCUUCCAGCACUUCUCAUUGUGACGCCGCUGAAUCACGUUGCGGUCUCACUAGACGAUCGAGAACUGCUGUCAAUCGGAGCCGGCCACGUCACACAAGACUGUGACUUCCAGGGUGUCACGGCGCUCCAUAUCGCAGUCGGGAAUGUUACGUCCAAAAUGUGCGAGAAACUUGUCAAGCUUGGCACUGAUGUCAACGCCAUGGACAUCCUUGGGAUUACGCCACUCCUAGAAGCUGUGUACUUUGGACACUUGGCUGCCGUUAAGCUGCUGCUCGACACAGGGGCAAAACUUUAUCCCAAAACUCAGAGUUUACUGGUUGGUCGCUAUGAUCCGUACGAAGGGCAGAAAAUACUGUGGGGCCAAUGGCGAGGACUCAGAAACAAGAAUUUUCCGCGCUUUUUCGAACUGGGAUGGUCAAUACUGCAUAUUGCCACCUGGUUUGGUUCCUGGGAUGUCGUCCAGCUACUGAUUGAUCGAGGGGCUGACUUGGCUUUUGAAGAUGCCUCGGGUAGAACUGCACUCGAUUUGUCAAUCGAACUUGCGAGAUCCGAGAUUACUGCGAAGCUACUGGAGAUGGAAGCACCCUUUGAUAGUAGUCACGUAUCGGCCUCGUUGCUACUCGGACAAGCCAUUUUGGAACAGGAACAGAACGUUGCGUAUCAACUUACAGCUCGUGGUGUGAAGCCCAUUCCCACCGACGCACACGCGAUGACGUACACCGAUGGGGACGAACCAGAGUACCGCGAAGAAUCAUUUGUUCGGGGUUCGCUUGGCCCAGAAUCAGUCCUCUUCGUAGGUCAAUUGUGGAAACUUUGUCGCAGGCUUCCGCAGGCUUGUUGCCCGCAUGUCAACACUUCACGAGCAAAGCCUGAUCAACUAACCUUACCUGGAAAAUUCUCAACAACGACAGCGACUUGUAAUAUUUGUCUUCUUUUGAACAACCACAGGAAUCAUUUGACUCCAAAGACGAUACCGGUCGGCGCCAUGAUGUCGCUGUUCAUCAGACAUGUCCGUGAGACCCAGGACUGGCAAUUGAUAUCGAUUGUUUCCAAAUCGAGGUUACACCACACUUUAGCAUACGUGACAGCUUCGUGGCAUGACCUAUUAGCGAAGACAUCCUACCUCGAUCAUCGCAACACCGGAUCUCCAGCAGCUACCGCAACAUCUGUACACUGGCUACUGAACUGCGCUAAUAGCCACAAACUAUGCAAAACAGAGAACUGUGCAUACAUACCAACGAGGCUGGUGGAGAUCCUCAGUGAUCACAAAAUUCGCAUCGUUGAGAGAAUGUCAACUCCAAAGGCAUACGUUGCUCUGAGUCAUCGGUGGGGUCAAGAUGAAGCAUCAAAAACGAUUGAUGGGAAUCUUGCACAAAGACGAGCGUCCUUCUCUGCGGACCAGUUGUCACCAACCCUGCGUGACGCUAUCAAAGCUGUGCGAAGCUUAGGACAUCGAUUCUUGUGGGUCGAUGUGUUGUGUAUCAUCCAAGACUCAGUCGAGGACUGGUUACACGAAGCCUCCGAAAUGAGCCACGUGUAUCGAAAUUCAGUCGUUACCAUUGCGGCAGAAUGUGCAGCUGGUGAAACUGCGGGUCAAGGCAUGUUUCGAAACCGCGAUAUACAACAUUUAAGUCCAUUUCAUUUCCGCCAGCUCGAGCACUUCGCCGACGAGAAUUUAGAGCAUUUGGUCAGAAUCGCCGAUAAAACUGAUCAAGAACUGUACAUCUUCCCGGCUGCGCAAAACAAGCAGCGUGGCAACCGACCUAGGGGAGUGCUAGAUACCAGGGGCUGGAUUCUCCAGGAACAGCUACUGUCGCCUCGCAUUCUGUACUAUGGUCAGCUGCAGGUGUACUGGGAUUGUAUCAGCCAAUCAGCCUCUGAAACAUCGCCAUUAGCGGCAUCACUGUUGAACGACCCCAAUCCUAGUGAGACCUGGGCUUUUAGGGUUCUACGUCGAACAAUCGCGGGCAACAGCGACUCCGACACACUCGCUAGAUCACUGGCAGAUGUAUGGAUACAUGUCGUCCAGAACUACUCAGCACGUUCUCUGACCAAAUCAAGCGACAAGCUAAUUGCACUUCAAGGAGUUAUCACCGCUGUCGAAGGCGCGCUAGGAACCUCGUCUGUGGCAGGAAUGUGGCAUCAAGAUCUUUGGAAGCAACUCAUAUGGUGGGCUUCGGACUCCACUUACGACAAACACGACCUAGACGCAGUGUUUCCCGCCCCAACAUGGUCCUGGCUCAGCGUAAAUGGAGCAGUGCUACACCACCAGUCAAUGCGAAUCGACCGUAACCCAAUUCCACGGCGCCUCAACGACCUCGCACCUGUCCCAGAUCUGAAGUGCGCGAUAACAGGACGACAUAUCAGCGGCACCAGCGUCGGCGGUGAACUGACCCUUGCGGCACCAACAUUCGCCUAUCAUCUCGUCUCCAACGAUCUACGAGAGAUCUCUUGGAAACGCGGACACCCAGCAAAGCUGAAUCUCGCGCCCGCGCGCUGGAUGCUAGACCGCGAUCUCGUACUGCCUCGAGACGUUGAGUGUGUUAUCGUCGCCGAAGACGAAGUAUCGAAGAUGACGGUCGGCAUGUGUUUGGUGCCAGAUGAUAUACAGCCUGGAUAUUGGAGACGCGUCGGUUUGUGCCUCUGGGAUGGGCUGACUUGGCAAAUUGCUCGACAUGUUGGGCGGGAGCUAGAAGUUCGGCGCUUUGCAGUGGUUUGAUCAGGAAUGCGCGAUACACUGCGUCUGUGAAAGGGACAGGGGUACUACUUGCUCAUUCUGUAUAACGGUUUAGUACCUGUGGGUCAAAGUCGCUGCCUGCAUUCUACGUCAAAGGUUUCAUUCUAUCACCAAACCGUUAUCAACGGGCGUUAAUAACGUCACGUCCGAUGGAACUCACAACAUGUCUUCUUCACCCCACGAUUGCGGUACACAUCACCGUC
Boeremia exigua is the source of this 3648-nucleotide messenger RNA. RefSeq lists its product as uncharacterized. NCBI's taxonomy places the organism in Eukaryota, Fungi, Ascomycota, Dothideomycetes, Pleosporales, Didymellaceae. The record is from RefSeq and is a predicted model, not a curated record. Gene Ontology annotation, molecular function: protein binding. The coding region runs from base 146 to 3427 and encodes 1093 amino acids. The transcript is spliced from 2 exons.